Messenger RNA from Gryllus bimaculatus (two-spotted cricket), 762 nucleotides. NCBI's taxonomy places the organism in Eukaryota, Metazoa, Arthropoda, Insecta, Orthoptera, Gryllidae. The record is from the annotation of a GenBank genome assembly.
CUUCGUCAGAAUCCCGUGCACCUUCACCGCCCUGCAUGUCGUUAUUUGCUUCGCGAGCUGUGGAAGCGGGCGGUGGGAGUGACUCUUGUCUGCUUGUGCUGCCUCUUAGCCGACCGAUGCCCGUGGCCUGAGCGCGUGCCUCCCGCCUGCGCAGACAAGGUGGGCGAUGGCGGCGGCGGCGGCGGCGGCGGCGGCGGAGGCGGCAAGAAGCCCGCCAAGUCGAAGCGCGUACGCACCAUCUUCACGCCGGAGCAGCUGGAGCGGCUGGAGGCGGAGUUCGAGCGCCAGCAGUACAUGGUGGGCCCCGAGCGCCUGUACCUGGCGCACGCGCUGCAGCUCACCGAGGCGCAGGUAAAAGUCUGGUUCCAAAACCGCCGCAUCAAGUGGCGCAAGCAGCACCUGGAGAUGCAACAGCAGCGGCUGGCGGCGCUCAAACAGCAGCAGCAGCUGCAGCACCAGCAGCUGGACAUGGAGGAACAGCGAGGCGAACAGAACAGCGGGGGAACGAUGGGCGUGUUCUGCCGGUGCGCCCGAGUUAGGGGGCGCGAAGGCGGCGCGGCGCGCGUGGGCGCGCCCAGCGCCGCCGAGCCCUGCGGCUGUUCUCCGCCCGGCCGCCAGCCCCUGCCCCGACGAGUAGGCGGCGCCCCGGGCACACGCACAGCUGCAAGUGGAAAGCGACACGAACUGCACGAACAGGUGUCGAAUACCAGACUGCUCUGGCCCCGACACGCUGCGACACAUUGCUGUGUUUUCCUCGAGCUA